AGCCCAGUGCCGAUGAGUGCCCGGGCGCCAAAGGAGCUGAGGCUGGCGCUGCCGCCGUGUCUCCUCAACCGGACCUUUGCUUCCCCCAACGCCAGCGGCAGCGGCACCGCGAAUGCCCGCGACUCGGGUGCGGGAGGCGGCGGCGGCGGCACCUGCAUCACGCAGGUGGGACAGCAGCUCUUCCAGUCCUUCUCCUCCACGCUGGUGCUGAUUGUCCUGGUCACCCUCAUCUUCUGCCUCAUCGUGCUGUCCCUCUCCACCUUCCACAUCCACAAGCGUAGGAUGAAGAAGCGGAAGAUGCAGAGGGCGCAGGAGGAAUACGAGCGGGAUCACUGCAGCGGCAGCCGCGCUGGCGGGGGGCUGCCCCGGCCAGGCAGGCAGGCCCCAAACCACGCGAAAGAAACCCGGCUGGAGAGGCAGCCCCGGGACUCUGCCUUUUGCGCCCCCUCCAACGCCUCCUCCUCCUCCUCGUCGUCGUCCUCUUCCUCUUCGUCCCCUGGCCUGCCGUGCCAGGGCCCCUGUGCUCCUCCGCCUCCACCGCCAGCCUCCAGUCCACAAGGAGCACACGCAGCCUCCUCCUGUUUGGACACAGCUGGCGAGGGCCUUUUGCAAACGGUGGUACUGUCCUGAUUAUCUAAGCCCCACUCUUCUCCCCUUCCUCAUUUCCAGCAUCUUUGCCAUCCUUGCUUUUUCCCUCCUUCUUCCCUUUUCCGUUUUCCUCUGGCCCCUCUGUCCUCUUCCUGGUUUCCUUAUCCGCCCUCCCCUGACUCUGUUUCUCCUCCGCCGAGGCACUGUGCGGUUAUUUGUAAAUAUCGGGCGAGGAAAGUCUCGGAAGAAGAACUAACGCUGAUAAUACUUUAUUAAUAUUUAUAGUAAUUAUUAUAAUACUAAUAACACAAUCCAAGCGCAUGACAAAUCACAUAAUUUCUCAUUGUCAAUGAAGGAUGCAUCUUCCCACACUUCCCUGUGCUCCCCUCAGUAAGGAGGAGAAACCAAACAAGCUACCAAAUAUAUCAAAGGCAUUGACCACCGGAGCAAAGGGAGAGGAGGGGGCCUGGUAAUGUAUAUAGCUGUCAAGUUAAGGUUUAGUUUCUUUCCUUCCCCUCUGCCCCCAUAAGCUUUCACUUUUCCUUUAGCUCCCCUCCUCUCCCUUCCCCAUUCCCACUCUCAGCCGGGCUCAGGCAAUCGAAUAUUAUAAAGAAAACGUCUACAUUGAGCACCAGGACUACAAGAGGCCACAGAGAAAGUCUCAGAAAAGCGUUUAUGAGAGGUACCCCUCUCCAGUCAGUCCUUUUCUUGGUUAACCAUUACUUUUUCCAGAGCAGAGCACUUAAUUUACUUUUUAAAAAUGUCCCUCGCUGGCCGAGCAUAAGUAUGUUAACAUCUUUAAAUGACUUAAAAAAAAAAAAAAAUCUAACGCUUUCACUCCCUGCCCCGCCCCCACCUGUACACUUUGGACUUGUGACAUUUUCAGGAUUUACAGAGAAUCCGUGAGCUGUCCAGCCAAGUCUGGUGCUGAAAAUCGCCUCACUGUACUGGUUACUUCCUCUGGUUGUGCAGGCGGAGGAGGGGCUGUUUUGGAAAGUGACUAUUCUGGCUUUUGGUUGGUUUCUUUCUUCUUUUUAUACAAUCGGGUUAGUGUGCACUAUUGGUUUUCUUCUUAUUAAACAUUGCAUAAGUUACCUUUUUGUAAAAAAAAAAAAAGUAUUAGGUGAUGUGCAGUACUGAAAUUGCAGUAUCUAACCAACUAGAAUGUUUCCGUUUUAUUUUUAGAACAAGUGCACCUUUGUUAUAUAUUUAUUAUAUUGGUACCAAAUACAGAAGAAAACUAUAGUUCUGUACUACAUCCUCCAAACUGUGUAUUCUUGUUCUUAAUUUCCAGCUGUUGAUAUAAUGGUUACCACUGGAUGGAGAAAUUCAGUGGUGCAGACCUGGCUUCUCCUGUUUCCAGAAGUGUUCUUUUGUACCUUACUCUGUAGUAGACUGUUAUAAAAAGAUGAUGCACAUGUUUUCUUUUUUCUUUUGCGAAUAACAGAAACAACCACCACGACAGAAACAAACAAAUAAUGGAUGUGCAGGAAUGCCAUCUAUUAAAACAUGGUUAAUAUUUAAACAGUGCCUGUAGUUCUCCCUGCAUGCAGUUACCACCUGGAGGCAGUGGUGUGUGUGCUUGCUUGUACUGUAUGUGUUUGGGGAUGAGACUGGUGGGGAUGUUGGGCAAUUUGGAUGACAGGACAUGCAAAUUUCAAGAGAAGUUAAAUCAAGUAAUUACUUAUAAGAUAAAAAUGUUUGCAGCUUGUUUAGUUAGAAAUCUGUGCCUGCAGCAAAGAAAGGACUCUCUUUUUCUUUUUCAGUCUGGCUUAGCUAACUUCACUGAACAUAUGAAAAAUACUGAGAAAAUAAGAAAGUGAGAGGAGAAGAGAAAAAGUUUGUUCUCACUCCUAAUGCCAGCAAGGCCACCUAUGUGACAAACGGAGUUUGCCUAUGGCUAUUGACCACUUUGUUUCCUUUGGAUGGAUGAUAGAAGGGGCCAGAAGCAUUUUACAGUCUUAAUUGUAUACACUGGUAUCUCUGUUUGGAAACCAAGUCUUUGACAGCUAUUCAAAUGUUUAGGAAAUGUAUUUAUGAGAAUGAUCUACACAAAGCUCAACCAAAAGAGUCCUUACUAUCCUGCAGGGUGUAAGGCAACAGGGCCCCUAUGAGCAUCCCUCUCCCAAGUAACUAGUUUUUCUAGGUUCUGUGUCUUGGUUCUGGGAAUAUGUGCUCUUAUCUAAAGAAAACAUUACCUCUGAUGUUUUUAGUCAUUUAGUAAAUUGCCCAAGCGCAGUCUGCAUCUUUUAUAAAAAUAAUUUAAUAAACUUAUUUUUAAUCACCCAUUAAAUAUCCACCCAAAUACUUUCCUGGAGCACAGAGGAUCAUCACUGAAACAUGCCAUGUUGUAAUAUUAGGAAGACCAAGUAUAACCUUUGGGUACAACAUGUUAAACAAUGAACCAGAUUCUCUCCAGUGCCUUAGUCACUUCUUAGUAAUAAGUUAAAGAGUGCAUUAACUCCCUCAGGCCACUAGGGAAUUCUUUAGUGCAUCAAAGGUCUACACUGUACAUCAGAAUGACUAAGGCACUGUGAAGAAGAAAGUCCAUUAAUUUUUGUAGCUUACUCUCAUCCAGCGGUAGCUCUUUAAUACCUUAUUACAGAAUGACUUUCGGACUUGAAAUUUGAAUAGAAUCAGGGACCCAGAAGGGAGCUUCCUCAUUUCCAGUGAGCUCCACUAAAUGCAUGGAUAUUACUUUUCCCCUUUAUUUGGGGCACUUUUUACAGUGAAUAAUUUCCCAUUUUAUUAAAGCAAUAAGAUGUGUCGUGAGCAGUGCUGGAUGAUGAUUCCAUUUUCUUGGUGCUGAAGCUACUCAUAUGUUCUUGCCUUAUGAAUCAUAGUGCAUUCAAGGCAUGCAAUAAUAAUCCCCUUCCAAGGAGCAGCCUGUACACCCUGAGGGGUAAUUAAUGAAAUUGCCCUAUAUUAUUUUUCCCCAAAGGAAUAGAGGGAGCAGAAGAAAUAAAAGUAUUAUGCAUAUUGUUAAAAAGGAUCAUGAUACUUCAAAACAUGGGCACACAUCUGUAAUAUGCUUUUAUUGUGCACCUUUGAAUGUAUAUGCCUUUCUCCAUUAAUUGACUAUGGUUUAAUAUUUUUAAUAGUGCUCUAUGUAAAGAUGAUGCAGUUUGUGAGUCAAACUUAAUGCUGAGUUUAAUAUAUUCAGAACCCUAGAUUCUGGUGGUAUCACUUGAGGUUUUCUAUGAGAUAGAAAGAGAAUUACACGAAAUUCUAGUAAGCCAGCCCCCAAACCAAAUUAUUGCAAUAAGCACAUAUCUAAGCAAUUUGUACAGACCCUGUUUAAAGCACUGCUUCUUAUAGAGCUCAAUUGGCAGUCUCAGGAGUUUGGGAUGCUACCAACAGGGCAUUUUGGUUUUUAUUUAUAUGAAACAAAAGGCAAUCUGGAAAUAGCUAAAUUUAUUUUAAGGAUUUUAUUCACUGAUGUCCCGUCAAACUAAUUGCUUCAAACUCCUAUAGCUACCGUUCAAUUUCUGCACUUGCUAUUCAGUAUUAUAAUAAGGUGGCAUGCUUGAUUCUUAUUGUUUUUAAAAAUGAGAAAAUUGGAGAGAAAAUACUAUUAUGUCAAAUGUAUGGGACUCUGAAUCUAGAAGAUGUAGAAGGAUAUAAUCUUUAGACUUUAUAUACACCCAUAGAUAUGUAUUUAUAUACGCAUACAUUUUGUACAAAUUUACAAUGGACUUUUUGUAUUCUCUUUUCUGUCAUUACAAGAAUGAGAUGGAAACCAAAUAGUUGUUCCAUCCUCUUAUCCAGAGAGGAUACUAAGAAGUCAGGUGUAUGCAUGUACUUAUUUCUCUGGGGUCAAAUCUGAAUGACUUUCUCUUUAUUUAAGGAAAGGGGAGAGUCUUAGUUAGCUCUGAAAAUUGGUAAUUAGAUAAGCUUCCUUUCCUAGGUUAGUGACUCAAAUGUAGCAAUGAUAAUAAAGUUAUGACCAUUUCAAUAUGGUCUAAAUAUCUAGAUGGAAAACAAAAAUAUCCAGAAGAGGUUUAGGGCCAUCUAGACCAGAAACCUAGAUUGUGGUUCGAUUUUUCAUUUUCAACCUGUAUGUUGUGUAGAGAUACAACUUAUAUCUGCAUAGCUAAAGGUAAAGUAAAAAUAUGACCAUUAUCUCUUUAGUUUGAUAAGUAGCUUUUGGAAAAUAUGGAUAAAUUCGCUUUAAAAAAACUUCUUUGGCAUCUGACUUUUCCACCAUUUCUAUCUGCAGCAAUUGAAUUAAUUAGAUAAUGGUCAAAGUUUUAUUUUUUCUAUUGUGUAGACAUAUGCUUUAAGUGCUAUUUUGUGGAUGACAGUCGAGCAAUUGCUAGCUGAUAUUAUGUGGAAGUUAUAGGUUAAAUUAGAACCAGAAACUUUAAUCUAACCUGACCAGGCUCCCCAGGCCCAUUCCCAUGUGAAUCUGGACUUUGAAUAUGAAUCUGAAAAGCCACUUAUUUGGGCCAUUCUUUUUUGGAACUAGUGAUUGUAGCUCACAGAUGUUUCAGUUCAUAUUAGAAUAAAUUGCCCUAUCGAUAGAAGAGUAUUUAAUCAUUGCACUGAAAAUAAAUCUGAUUCUGAUUUGGUUAUUUAUUUACUUGGUAACAUUUAAGAAACAGCUUAUAUGGCUUGACAUUAAUACUUGUUAUUGUCACCAACCUAAUAAUACAGUUGAUUCCAUGUAGGAAUGCUUAGCUGGGAAUAAGAAUUUAAUUAAAGUUAAAUGGAGACAAUAACUUAUCAAGUUGGUCCUGCCCAAUCGAGGUAGGGAUAUUUCCCCGACACUUGUGAUUAUUUCGGGUUGUUUCUAUAGAGAGAUUAACAGCAACAACAGCAACAAACAGUGACAACAACGACAACGACAACAACAGAAAAACUGACUUUUGAACUUGAGAAUAUCCAACAGAUAGAAUAAAACAGAUAUUAGAAUUCA
Molecule: messenger RNA, 5506 nt
Organism: Microcebus murinus (gray mouse lemur)
Lineage: Eukaryota; Metazoa; Chordata; Mammalia; Primates; Cheirogaleidae
Gene: C4H11orf87
Product: chromosome 4 C11orf87 homolog
Source: RefSeq, a predicted model, not a curated record